Messenger RNA from Spirodela intermedia, 2564 nucleotides. Lineage: Eukaryota; Viridiplantae; Streptophyta; Magnoliopsida; Alismatales; Araceae. The record is from the annotation of a GenBank genome assembly.
AUGCAGGGAUCCAGUCGACGUCUUCCACAGGGAAGAGCUGCUUGUGAGAACUCUGUACUAGGAAGGAACAAUUUAUACAAGGCGACUCUCCUUCAGGUUCUCCUGUUGUGGGGCCUUGUCUUUAUUUUGAGUUUCGUCAUCAGCCAUGGAAACGGCCAUCAAGGUAGAGUUCGUAUGUACCGUCUCAAGCUUGAUUUUAUGAUUAGUGAAAUUAGCUGGAAAUGGUGUGAAUUUUAUUUUUUCUCUGGUUCAUACAGUCAGUGGAUAAACGUCUUCUCAAUUAUCACUCUUAGUGACACCUUUUACUGAAUCCAUUCUUGACAAUGCUGUUUUUUCCCCUAGUUUUCUCCUAUUAUUAGGAGUCAAUCACCGUAGCUUCUGCCUUCCAAUUCUUUUCUUUUAUAACUUUUUAUCCUUUAGUUGUCAUUCUUUAUUCAUAAACUAUCUAAAGUCCAAAAAAAAUCUUAUUUUUUAGGUUUUUUUCUCUUUACAACAUGAAUCCACAGAGCGUGGGUAUUAAAAAAAUUAGCACAUCUCAUUCUUCUAACUUUUGUUGCUACUCAUCACAACUUCAGGCAUAGUUAAGUGAAUUGACAGCUGUGAAGUUCCAAAACAUUGCUCUCAUUAAUGCCGCUUUCACACAACUUUCAUGAAAACUCUCUGUAGAUAGUAGAGCAUGCAUUUCUCCGCGAACGUUUUCUUUUCAAUCAGAUAUCUUUUUUUCUUAUUUUGCAUGUCUCUUCUUUGGAUUUGUAGAUGAACACGGAGUUGUUACUGAGUCAAAGUGGUGUGAAGUCGAUAAAGACCAGAAUAAAGAUCCCCAUUCUCAAGGUCUCUUGAGAUUUGAAGAUGUGAGAUCCAGGAACAAUGAUCAGGAUACUCAUAAUUCAAGGGAUGACGCCGACGGUGAUAAUGAAUUCUUGAUGGAUAAAAUCAAUGAAAUGCAUUUACUCUCAACUGAGCAAGGUAAUAUGCUGGAGAACAUCUGUAACCCAGAUGUCAAAGAAGAGAAAGAAACUCCCACGAAGACUGACGACAGGCUAUCCCGUAUUGCUCCCCCUGGUCUGGACGAAUUUAAGAGUAGGACAAUCACUCCCAAGGGAAAGCAAGAGACGGGCCAAGUGGGUUCGGUUGUACAUCGCGUGGAACCUGGUGGGAAGGAGUACAACUACGCCUCUGCCGCAAAGGGGGCAAAGGUCUUGGCCUUCAACAAGGAAGCAAAAGGUGCUUCCAAUAUCUUAGACAAAGACAAGGACAAGUAUCUCCGCAACCCUUGCUCAGCUGAGGAUAAAUUUGUCAUCAUAGAGCUUUCUGAAGAAACCCUGGUGGUCACGAUUGAGAUUGUCAACUUUGAACACUACUCAUCCAACAUGAAAGAUUUCGAGCUGUUGAGUAGCUUGGUUUAUCCGAGUGACACUUGGGUAAACAUAGGCAAUUUCACUGCCUCAAAUGUGAAGCAUGCGCAGAGGUUUGCUGUUCAAGACCCAAAAUGGGCAAGGUACCUGAGGCUGAACCUAGUCAGCCAUUAUGGCUCAGAGUUCUACUGCACACUUAGCGCUUUGGAAGUGUAUGGAGUUGACGCUGUGGAAAGGAUGCUGGUGGAUUUGAUAUCUGUUCGAGAUGCUCACGUUGGAUCUGAGGAACCGAAACCUGAUGAGACGUCAUCAGUGGACUCCAUUUUCGGCGAAGAUCAAUAUGCAGACCUCAUGCCCGGACCGAAUUGUGAUCAAGGUGAUGCGGAGAGGGAAGCAUUGACUCCAAGGCUGGAUGCUGCGAAGGGAAAUGGGGUCGAUCGAAUUGCCGAUGCUCGACCUUCACAGGGUGGAAGAAUGCCUGGGGACACCGUUUUGAAGAUCCUAAUGCAAAAGGUCCAACAUUUGGUGGUGAAUUUCUCCAUUUUGGAGCGGUAUAUUGAGGAAUUAAACGGCAGAUAUGGACAGAUUCUGAAGGAUCUCGACAUUGAUAUCAGAGAUAAUGACCUCCAAUUGGAAAAGAUUAGAGAAGAGAUGAAGAACCUCCAAAAUAACAGAGAAGAGCUUGUGAGUGUAUCCCAGGGAAUUCCUUGUUUUCUUUCACUUAUUCUUCCUGAUAUCUUACUGCGCCGUGUGGUUUGCAGACCAAAGACAUUUCGGAGCUUCUCUCUUGGAAAUUACUCGUCUCCCUACAGCUGGAGAGUUUGGUCAAAGAUAGUGCGGUUCUCAGGUUUGACUGAUUUCUUCGCUUUAGUGUAACCCUUUAAAGAAAAAAGAAAAAAAAGAAAAACCAAUGGUUAAUGACACGUCCGACUCAAUCCCGUGUUUUAAUAGUCUCGUAAUCUGAUGAUAUUAAUGAGCAGAAUGGAGAUGGAGGGGCUUCGUGGUCGUCAAGCAGAGAUGGAGAACAGAGGCCUUGCAGUUGUGUUCAUUUGUUUUCUCUUUGGGAGUCUUGCGGUUCUCAGAUUAUUUACGGUUACAUUGUUGAGUGUCUUUAGAUUACGCAGGUGUGAAAAGUUUUGUCCGCUGACCUCUUCUUGGUCUGUAUUACUACUGUGCAGUACUCUUGUAGCUCUCAUCCUCGUGUUAUAG